AUUAAGCACCUAGGCAUGCAAAUGGCUUUUACAAACAUCUGUAAAAGAAUGGGUCGCUCUCAGGAGCUCAGUGAAUUCAAGCACGGCACCGUGAUAGGUUGCUACCUGUGUAAUAAGUCCAUCCGUGAAAUCUUCUUGCUACUAAAUAUUCCACGGUCAACUGUUAGUGGUAUUAUAACAAAGUGGAAGAAACUGGGAACAGCAACUCAGCCACAAAGUGGUAGGCCACAUAAAAUGUCAGAACGGGGUCAGUGCAUGCUGAAGUGCAGAGUGCAGAGAAGUCACCAACUGUCUGCAAAGUCAAUAGCUAAAGACCUCCAAACUUCGUGUGGCAGUCAGAUUAGCACAACAGUGCAUAGAGAGCUUCAUGAUAUGGGUUUCCAUGGCCGA
Molecule: messenger RNA, 390 nt
Organism: Staurois parvus
Lineage: Eukaryota; Metazoa; Chordata; Amphibia; Anura; Ranidae
Source: the annotation of a GenBank genome assembly